AUGAGCUCAUACGAGGGCCUCUUUGAUUAUGGCUUGCUGCCAGUCUGCAGCUGGCUUCGCAAGACCAGCACUACCGAGAUGUUGCAUCUCUUGGUCAACGGCGGUUCCGUCUUACCGAAGCUGCAGAACAAUUGGAACACAUUCACGGCCAAGACGAAUAACCUCCAACGCAUCCCGCGGCCAAUAGUGUUUAAGAGGGCUGAAUGGAAGACAAAGGGAGCCGAAAUAGAGGCAACUAACUUGGGGGCCGUUUCUGCCCAAGGUUCCAGACGGCAUGCUCAAGGGCCAACUCAAAAUGACGGGAAAUGCAGCGCCUUGGAGAGGGGCCGCAAAAAUUCGGCUAACUGGCUAAACGAGCCCCUCAAACUUGAGCCAAAAAUACCCAAUAUCCAAAUAUGCCACAUUGUGGAAAUCUUUCAAACACAAGAUUCGACAUUGACCAUACAAUAA
Colletotrichum phormii is the source of this 450-nucleotide messenger RNA. RefSeq lists its product as uncharacterized. The coding region runs from base 1 to 450 and encodes 149 amino acids. The record is from RefSeq and is a predicted model, not a curated record. The transcript is spliced from 2 exons. Lineage: Eukaryota; Fungi; Ascomycota; Sordariomycetes; Glomerellales; Glomerellaceae.